Messenger RNA from Colletotrichum destructivum, 676 nucleotides. RefSeq names its product Putative chromo/chromo shadow domain, Chromo-like domain superfamily protein. The record is from RefSeq and is a predicted model, not a curated record. NCBI's taxonomy places the organism in Eukaryota, Fungi, Ascomycota, Sordariomycetes, Glomerellales, Glomerellaceae. The coding region runs from base 92 to 676 and encodes 194 amino acids. The transcript is spliced from 2 exons.
CCAAACAUUACUGUUUACACCACAAGUGCCAUCGCGUCGAUACUUUGAGCAAUAUAUCUGUCACGGAUACCUGUUCGAACAAGAUAAUAACAUGGUUUCAGUAAAGUACGUGCGCCGACGGAGGACCGCUGAGACCUUCCGUCGAGUCAGCAGCAGAGUAGCCUCAAGGCGACCAACAGCGACAAAGACCUCAAGGCGGCCGGAAGUAUCAAAGCAUUCCAAGCCCAACAUCCAGAAAAAGACGACAUCCAAAGCCGACACCAGCAUCAGUAACCCGGAGACGGCAAGGGUACCAAAGUCACAAGAUGUUGAAAUACUUACUCGCCGCCCUGACGAUGGUUCCAAACGACUCGUCCCGGAGAGGCUCAUCCAGCAAAAAUGCCCCUCCCAAUUGUACGCUUAUUGGAAGUCCUUCCCACAGCCACGUGAAGAAAUAAUCCAGACCAACCAAUACCACGUUUUCGAUAUCAUUGACGAGAACUCUUCACGCGGGCUUAAAGUCCAAUGGGUUGGGUACUCGCCGUCCGACAGCGAUACGACGUGGGAACCCGCCUCAAAGAUUCGCAAGAUUGCUCCCGAGUUGUUCGACAACUAUGUCAUCCGAAAGAAAGUCAGCAAAGGGCACUCGCACAUUCGUAGGUCUGUGGAGACUUUAAAGUCGGAUAUUACACAAUGA